GAAAGAUGUCUAAUAUGGGUUGGAAAACUAUUUUGUGAAAAUAUUGAUAAGUGCUCGAAGACUGCAGAAAGGAAGAUACUCCGAUGCCGGGUACUUCCAUUAUUUACUACCAUCCAAACUGGACCAAGGCUAAGAUGAAAAUCUGGGGAACAAGUCGCAUUGACCUUGCAUAUUUUCAACAUCAAGCUUCGAUUCUGCACAGUUAUCUCCUCAACUGAUCGCUUCCGUCUUGAUUUCAUUCGAUCAAUCAUGUUAUAUCUUUUCAUACCGAGCUAGUCAAUCAUCUACUCACGCAAUAUAGCCUUUCCUCCUAUACCGAAUUUCAUCUCAGCUCACCAGCUUUAGACUCUCUGUCGACCUGCCAACUAGUUACGUUAUACCCGCGACAAUCUCAAAGUCUAUCCUGCUAAGGCGACCGCGCCAAUGGCACCUCGGAGACCAAUUGAACGUAAGUCUUCGCUUGCAAAGCGCUCUCAACUCAGACACUCUGGCCAUGGAAGAAGUCAAAUUGGAGCCAGCACUUUGCAUCCAAGAUCGAGCGUGUCAAACAAAGAGACAAAUGAAGAUAAAAUUGGAAAUAUUUCUGAGGCGAACUCGUCGACAACUACGAUCGCCUCAACAAUCAAAGCGCUCUCUUUGAAGUCAACGCGCUCCAAAGCAUCAAAAGCGUCCACAGUUGUUUCAUUUGGAUCUUCUUCCGUUUCUGGUACCACAAUCGAAGGGUCUCCUGGACCAACCCGGGAGGAAAAAGAUGCGAGAAAACGAGCAGUGAAAGCAGCGCGGAAGGAAAACAAAAAUGCCGAUCCGAAUUUCGCAUACCUUCCUAAAGGUUUGAACAACAAGAUCCGGAAUAAGGAUCCUUUAAAAGCCAAGCUCAGAAGGUUGUUCAAACCUAAAAAGAAAACUAUUCAAAAGCCGCUUGAUCGAAGUCAACCAGUCGCAACACCAAAACUCCGUUACAGAACCGAUCGACCCACGCCAGCCCCCGAGAGGUACAUUCCACCAAUCGCGCCGGCAAGGAAGCUUGAUGGAAAUAUCGAGCUGGACAAGACGGGCGCAAGCUUGUGUGGCGAGUUUCAAACCCUUGCGGAAACGCAAGAAGAACGUGACAAGCACGUCGAACAGGCGCAAUUCCAGCAUGAGCUUAGAAAGGCAACCGAACAGAAACUACGACUAGAAGGCAGAGAACACGUGAAUGAUCCAAAGAUUGGCCGAGCACCCCCGAUAACCUGUCGAGCGCUCAUUGAGCCUACGCUUCCAAGGCAAACGAGGAGGAAUAGAUCUGAAUUGAUGCCCAUUGGUAUUAAUGAACCUCCCACUCCUACCGAAAGAGUGCCUCCAGAAAUUCUACCAGCGGAACGAGUGCAACCUUACCUACAGAACGAUGAUUUGGGAAAAUUUACGCAGCAUUCCCAUCGACUAGACGAUAGCGCUCAAACAUCAUUGGAGAAUUUGACGGGGCAAACUACGCCGUGCUCAUCAACAGAGGUCUUGCCGUACAAGCCUCGUCACCGAAGCAAUCUUAGUUCCUCCACAAGGCCAUAUCGGAAGCAAUCGGUAACAUUUAAUGAGUCCGUUACACAGUUUACCAUUCCAGAGACAGAUUAUGACACUUCAGAGAUUACAGUGAAAGCCAGCGACGAGACUAUUCGCAAUAUCGCAUUAACUGGAACUGUUGCCGAUUACAAUCGAUCAUUAGAGCCACGGGUUGACCCACCUGUUGAUACAACAAUAUCAUGGAGUCCGGCUGGGAAUAACUCGGGGGGAAGAUCCAAAAGAUCGGGUAUCCAUACUGAAGAUGAGCUCCAAGCGUUGCAUAUUGCCGGUUUGAGAGAGGAAAGAAAUGUAAACACCAAAGAGAAAGAUGGUGCAUCGCAAGGCAAAUUUACCAUCCCGCAGAGAGAUAAUGCCCAGGCAACUGAAAGCUUCCUUCGGUUCCAUUCUGUUGUCUCAAAAAGAUUGGACGACACAUCCAAAGCUCUAAGUGAAGACAGCGUAGAGAAAGGAAGCUUGGGUGGUCGAAAUUCACGCGUGAACGAUUUCCUUAAACACGCUAGCUCGACUCCCGAAUUUCGCCCUGCCUCUUAUGAUACACUCACAAAUUUCCUGCUUGUUGCGAAUACGCCGGCGCCGCCAAUUCCCACAAAAUCACCAUUGAGAAAAUUAUCUCAGCCAAAUUUGCUUCCUGCCAUCAACACGUCAAAUGCGUCGAAAGCACACAGUUUCAUUGCACAUAAUCAAUCACUCCUUGCCAGAUAUCGCACUGAGUUAAAGCGACUUACAGAAGCGCAUGAGGAGAAGAUGGAGUUCUUGAGAAAGAAGAGGCAAGAACAUCGCAAGAAGCAUGGCGGUCUCAAAAAUCAGGAUGAUCCUGGCGAAUCCACUGCGAAGCCACCGUCCAAAUUAAGAUCCAGAAUCUCUAACCUGUUCAAAUCUUUGGAAAAGCAAGCAGGAGUCACAGAGGAGGGAGGAAUUCUUGAUAACGUUGUCACAUCAUUUGAUCCAGGUGAAGAUUGGGUCUACGAUCCUCUGGGUUUGAUUGCCGGCCAAUACACUGCUCGCGAUUAUUACCGUUCUCUGUACACAUCAGAUUCCAAUCACACGUUAAGGGAGGAACAGGAACAGGAAGAUCAUAUUAAUAAUACCGGUGCACUGUCAGUUACUCCUGAUCAGGUUACGCCACAGGACGAGCACAACCCCAAUCUUGUAACAAGCACAAGCGGCGGCUAUACUUCGGACUCAAGGUCUGAGAGUGAGGAUAGCCCAAAGGAAGACACUGAAAAGUCAUCCUCGAAACCAUACUACGAAUCUCUUACCCCCUCACAGAAGAGUGACUACGAUUACAAUUAUACUGAACCAACGCCGGAAUUCCUUGCUACCGAGUCUGACGGGGCUGCGGCAAAGCGUAGGCAGAGGGAGACCGAAGCAUCGGUGCGAGCUAACAAAGCGGUCUUGCUAGCACAUGACGCUGUACUACGAGAUUUCGACAACUCUCCACUUGCAGCUGGAUUCCAUAGUACAAGAAAAACCAGCAGCGGAAGUAGUGCAAAAGACGACGCGACAAACGGUGCAAAUACUUAUUCUCACGUGACUACGAACGCACCGCCGCUUGCUCAAGAAGAACGCGGCUCAAAUCUACCAAAUCCUGAAGGAAAAGAAUUCACAGCCUCCGAAGGUGUGAAGAGACCUGAAUCUCAAGAAAACUCAAGUUGUUCGCUUUCUUGCGGUUAUUCUACUGAAUCCUCAACGCAAGAACCGGAAAAUUUACUUCCGACAGCGAGAACUUUACAACAACCCCCACCAGCUUCCACCGCCCCCUCUUUACGAAAUAAUCAUUUCGGUGGUGCUUCCAAGCAGUGCGAGUCUCAAGGCUCGUUUGGGUUCAAGGGUCAAAAUUUGUCUCUACGCAGUCCUCAAAUUUCAAAAACUACAGAAACUCAGAAAUCUAGUGAAACUGCCCCUCAACAAGCUGAGCCUGCACUAAAUCGUCAUUCACGACGUGUUUCAUCGGCUUCUUCCAUUAGUAGACAAUAUUUUAGGGAAGAAUCCGACAAGUGGAUCAAUUCCGAUACGCUCGCUGAAAACGCUACCGAAGAUCGUGAUCUGGAGGAUAGUUAUCGUGCUUAUUUCCAAAGCUCAAGGUUCGAGGAAUUUUCUCAGAAGAUACCCAUUAGUCAAGAUACCACAUCGACAGACGACGCUCAAGCUGCUGCUAACUUUGAGCGGGCACAAGCACGCAGAGCAGAGCGAAGGGAAGCUCGUAAAGCUCUCCAAGAAUCUUUAGCCCAUUCAAUUCCAUAUAUAGAGGAUCAAAAGAGGGAAGCAGAGAAGGAAGCAGAAAAGCAAGCCAGGUUUGAGCGCUCGCUUACGCUUCGCCGACCAGAUCAUAAUCCAGUUGGCACUGCUCGUCUCAGAUAUUUGCUUUUGAGUGGCAGAGAUCGAAACAGUCUUGAAGAGCAAGAAUUUUUAACCCUUUGCGCGACACGCUAUCCAGACGGUAAUCUUCGUCAAGAGCCUAGAUCAAAAGAAGCCCAAAUUGCAGAGCCUGAACUCGCUACUUCGCUUGAAUCACUUAAUCGACGUCCAGAAUAUAAUUCGGACAUUGCCGCUUCUAAUCUUUCAAGGUUCGGUACUGUCAGACAUCUGAAAGCUCCUACUAUAAUCAAUCCUAUCAAGAAAUCGCAGACUGGCGUUGCACCUGACUCUAUCGAACACGAUAGAUUGCGCUUAGACAGACUUCAAAGCGAUUACAGCAUCUCCACCGGCUCUCCAGUUUCCAGAGGCGCCAGUACAUUUGGCCUUGAUUCGCCCUUCAACGCUCUGCAACAAGAUUCUACGCCUUUAGCAACUCAGGCGACAUAUCUUUCCCAGAUACCUCACCCUAGAAGUUCUUCAAGAGAGCUCCAGACACCAUCUCCUUCGUCACAGAGCUAUAGAACUCAGUCGUCUCUUUCUGGGCUAAAAUCCUCACAGAACUGGUCGCAGAAUAACUCAUCCACCACCCAAGAGCCGCUUACAAGCUCGCGUCUUCGUCAGUUCUCCCCUUCUUCUCGUCAAGUAACUCCUACACCACGCAACUUGCCAAAGACAUCAGCCGUGAACAAAAAAUCAACUUUUAUCUCACGUAAUAGCUCACAAACAUCUGCAGAAAGACAAGGAAACUCUUCCGCAUCUCGUCUUCCAGUCCCAGGAACAAACGUUGCAUCUGGAACUCCAAAUAUACCUCCUUCGCAACUUUCUUUUUUAGACGUUAGCCUCGUAGCUUUAGAAGCCCAUUUUGCCGAAAUGGACAAGCUUCAAGUCAGAAACUCCGAACCAGUUUCGAUCAAGACAAAAGCUAUCGAGGAUGCACGGCUCAUGCAAGCUUCAGUUAUUGAAGCAGCAACUAAGUUAGGGAAGGAACCACCUAAAUAUGCGUUGAUAGAAUUAAUAGGAAAGGGAAGUUUUGGACGUGUUUAUAAAGGAAAGGACAUGGUAUCGGCUGCAAUUGUGGCUGUAAAGAUCAUCGACAUUGAGGAGAGCGAUACGAUCAACCCAAAGAAUGCCAAUUCGUAUGCCGAAUUCUUGAAGGAAAUUACCGCUUUAAAGACUCUGAGUGAAAACAAAGCUCGGAAUAUUAAUCAUGUCAUCGAAGCAUUGCCAGUUGGGCAAGCCAUGUGGAUGAUUACAGAAUACUGUGGUGGAGGGAGUGUUGCUACUCUUAUGAAGCCUACCGCUCCUGGGGGCUUACAAGAAAAAUGGAUCAUACCGAUACUUCGCGAGGUCGCUGAAGCUAUCAAAUGGGUGCACGAGGCUGGCAUCAUACAUCGAGAUAUCAAGUGCGCCAAUGUUCUUAUUACUGAAGAAGGUGGAGUUCAACUUUGCGACUUUGGUGUUGCUGGAACCAUGGAAACAAAGGUUGAUAAGAGAUCUACCGUCAUUGGCACACCACAUUGGAUGGCACCAGAGUUAUUCGACGCUGUCCCCAGCUAUGGUAAAGAAGUUGAUAUAUGGGCUUUCGGAUGUAUGGCUUAUGAGAUCUCUACUGGUCUUCCACCUAAUGCCAUGAGUCGACUUCCGUUUGAUCGACUUGGCUCUCUUAUAAAACAACAUGCUCCACGGCUUGAAGGGGGAGAUUAUUCUGAUGAGUUGAGAGAUCUUGUUGCUUUCUGCUUGGAAGAAUUCCCAAGUGAACGUCCUUCGAUUGACCGAGUUCAAAAUCAUCACUACAUUCUCAACACUAGUUCAAAAUAUCCAAUGUCAUCACUUUCUCAUCUCGUCAGGGCAUUUAAGUUGUGGGAAGAUCACGGGGGAAGCAGAAAAUCUCUAUUUAUGCUGGGUGGAGCGCAAGCACCAUCAGAGUUUUCCUCAACAGCAUUGUCCGAUGAUGAGUGGAACUUUAGUACAACUGCUGCAUUCGAACAAGAGGUUAGACGCAAGUCAACGGCACAAGAUGUUUACGACGUGUAUGGCUCAGGUGUUGAGUUUGAUGCUGGCUUUCCUCAAGAGACUGCCCGUCCACCACCUCAAAAAGGACGACGCCGACCCCCACCAGAGGCCCUAGCACCGUCUCGUGGUCCGUUAGAAAAGAUAUUUGAUCCAAACACAUUAUCAAGCUAUGAGGAUAAUGUUCGCAAUCAUUAUGGCCGACCGUACCUUCCACCAACUUCAGACUUACCACCUGUUCCAUCUCGUUCCGAUUUACCUUUACGUGAUGAUACAGCGCAGACGUCUAUCAGGGAUACUAUGAUUGAUCUUGGAGGACAUGAUGUCGAAACAGGUAUAUCCGUGUUCCCGGAUAUGGAUACCAUCAAAGCUGGAAGACGUGUACGAGAAGAACCCGAUGAAGAUUACAUGACCACCUUGCCGGAUUUCAGUCGACCAGCACUUAGCGAUCCAGCUGAUAUAAAUCCAAAUCGACGUACUCGAGAAUGGAAAUUUCCAGCAAUGGUACCGCCUGCGUCUGCAGAUCCAGAAGUCUCUAGGUUUCCCCCUUCUACUUAUGAAGUUCCAAAACCAGCAUUCACUCCAGGCAUCGGUGGUCGUCCUAGUUUAGUUCAUCAUCCAACCGAGCCUCUGGGUGGAUUCAGUGGCGGACUUCCACCUGCAGAAAUCCACACUGGAAUGCCUCGUUUAUCUUUCCGCGAAUCUCUCAUCGAUCUAGAUAUGAGCAUGCCAGACCCAGUACCGGCUUUCAACUCCGACUUUGGUCGACCAUCAACGGCAGAUUCUGAUGCUAUUUCAAUCAUAAGCGAUUCUGGACAAGCCUUAGCGUCUUCUACGGUCAAUCCAUUUGAACUCGAACGUCAUGCUUCACUUUAUCAACCUACCUCUCAUUCCCGCGAACCUUCCCUCUAUACUCCUUCUCACUCCCGUGAGCCCUCUUUAUUUGUGUCUUCACAUGAGCGUGAGCCUUCCAUAUAUGCCCCUGCUCGUGAGCGUGAGCCUUCUAUCUACGCCCCAUCUCAUGAGCGCGAGCCUUCUAUUUACGCACCAUCUCAUGAGCGCGAGCCCUCUAUUUACGCACCAUCUCAUGAGCGCGAGCCUUCUAUCUAUGCCACAUCUCACGAGCGCGAACCUUCUAUUUAUGUUACAGAAGAAAUGGGGGCAUUCUCAACUUCCGCUACGCCUCCCCGUCCUGAAAGUACAUCACGUCCACUUCGCGCAGAUCGUCCACCUCGUCUUCGCACCGGGAAUGCUCUUCGUGACAUUGCUGAUAUAUCAGACCUUUCGGAUUCGGCUGCAGAGAGUACUAUGGGUUACAAUACAGAUGCCAACGACACAGAUUCAGACUACGCAACCGCUUCGACCCAGCCAGCGCCAACAUCUGCUCCUUCUCGCGAUCCAAAUGCUCCAUAUACUAUGGCACAUUUCCCAAAUCUACCCAAUGCUCCUUCGGUGCGUGCUUUGACAGGCGAAGCAGGGCAUGAAGAAAUGGCUUUCGAGAUGUCAAGAAUGUUACGUGGUUUAACUGGUCAACUCGAAGCUUUUCGCGAUGUUUAUGGUUCUAAUGAUCUGGCUCGUAGAUCUAAUCAGAGACGUGAACGAAGAGAUAAUGGGGAGAAUGGCGUUUAGGUCUCUGAUAGUUUUCACAAAAUACCAGGAAAUGUUUGUAUAAUAUGUAGGAUGGGUAUACCCUCCAAGUUUUUAUUGCAUAGUCGGCAUGUCUUUUUGUGGAUUGAUGCUGAGCUACUUUUGCUUUUUUAUCAUUUUGUCAUUUUUAUUUCUUUUCUGUUCAUUAAAAGGCGCACCCAUCAACUGUUACUGCGAGGAUUUGAGUUUCUAUGACACAAAAAAGAUAAAAGAGUCAAAGAGAUGCAUUUGAUACAUUUCAUGAUUUGGCAAAUAAGAUAUGAUAAGAUACCUUAGAUAUGGUACGAAUACUCAAAAUUGGUGCUGGACAGGAGAACGAUUCUUAUGAAGGACUACUUUCUUGAAAAAUUUCGAGAGAUGAAGGAUAAGGACAGAUAGUUACUAAAACAGAAAACAUUA
This is a messenger RNA of Botrytis cinerea B05.10, 7971 nucleotides long. RefSeq lists its product as hypothetical. The record is from RefSeq and is a predicted model, not a curated record. Gene Ontology annotation, molecular function: protein kinase activity; ATP binding. The transcript is spliced from 4 exons. Lineage: Eukaryota; Fungi; Ascomycota; Leotiomycetes; Helotiales; Sclerotiniaceae. Gene Ontology annotation, biological process: protein phosphorylation. The coding region runs from base 424 to 7554 and encodes 2376 amino acids.